Symbiodinium pilosum is the source of this 1977-nucleotide messenger RNA. The record is from the annotation of a GenBank genome assembly. Lineage: Eukaryota; Dinophyceae; Suessiales; Symbiodiniaceae.
AUGUCCGUGCCGCGGAUCAGUUCGUUGGUGGGGCUUCUGGAGGCUUACGCCCGACUCACCAUCUACCACAUGGAGACCAACCAGCUGCUCUGUGAUGCCGUAGUGGCUCGCGAGAAGGACCUGGCACCGGCAUUGAUCAUACAGGCCGCUCGUGCCUGUGCUGCGCUGGCAUACGCACAUCCUGGUAUCAUCAGGCUGGCGACUGCCUGCAUGGCAGAGUUUGGCGAGCAGCUGACCGAAGAGGACUUUGAUUUUCUGGGGCGCGCGCUAGAAGAUUUGGGCGUAUUGGGUGAGGACAGCCGCCUCAUGCUGGCCAGUUUCUCAGCUUUCCCCACCACACUGAACUUGGAUGGUGGCAAGCCCUUAGUUGCACAGCUGGUGGCGGCGUGUAAACAUCUUCGAACGAUCCAGCUCCGCGCUGGUACUCGCUUCGGAGGGCGGACGUGUGAGUUGUGGGACAAAGCAGACAAGGUGGUGUUGAAGGUCUUUGCUGGCACCUGGAAUUUGGGCAACGCAUCCCCUCCAGAUGAUUUGCAGGAUUGGCUACGGCCUGGCUACGACAUUUAUCUCGUUGGGGUACAGGAAUGCAAUUAUCACCCACGACCAUGGAUAGACACCUGUGCGAAAGACUGGUGUCAAACCGUUGAAGAGAAUUUGCCAGGUCUUGUGCGGAUUUGCCAGCACGAGAUGGGCCAUUGCCAAAUCCUCUGCUAUGCCCGGGAAAAGGUCAGUCGUUCCAUUCACAACGUGGCGGCGAGUCAUGAGGAGACAGGUCUUGGCGGGCUCCUCGCGAACAAAGGUGGGCUGGCGAUGUCCUUCUGGAUUGGAGACACGAGCAUUUGCUUUGUGUGCUCGCAUCUUGCAGCACAUCAAGGCAACAUUGAUCGCCGCAACAGCGACACUGCUCACAUCAUUGAGGGCAUUUGCCUGACAAAGGACCAGCUUAGACCGUUAACGCAUCAGUUUACACACGUCUUUUGGGUGGGUGAUUUGAACUACCGCAUCGAUUUGGACCGAGAGGCAUGCGAAGACUUGAUCAGCGAACAUGCCUGGGACAAGCUGCGCGAGCACGAUCAGCUGCUGAAGGUGCAAAAAGAAGAGAAAGCGUUCUGGACCUUCCAAGAAGGCCCUUUGAACUUCGCGCCAACCUACCAGCACAUUCCAGGUAUGCCACCUGAUCCAGAGACUGGUCUAAGAGCAUAUGACCCAAAGAAGGCGAGAGUGCCUUCUUGGACGGAUCGGAUAUUGUGGCAGUCAUUCCCCGAUGUGGACCUCACACUGGAGCCAGGCUCUUACGACAGUUCCCCCAUGUUGUGCACUAGCGACCACUCUCCCGUCAGCGCGGUCUUCGACAUGCCUCUGACAAAGCCAUAUCGUAUUGAAGAGAAGGGCGGAUGCCUGUACAUUCAGAUUCGCAACUUGCAAGCAACAGGGCUGCCUCCAGGGGACCACCAUGUGUCCUUUUGGGGCCAGUACUGCGAAAGGACAAGGCACACCAGGAACGCGACAAGCAAAGACGGUUAUGCGGAGUUCAGCAAAGUUACUCUUCAGACCAAGCCGGGGGUUUGCAGCUCUAAAUGGGUGCAAACACGUCACCUCUUGGUUGCCAUCUACAAGGUGGAUGAUUAUGUGGACAGUGCGCACAUGAAGUCACACCCAGUGUCUACCCUGAUGGCGCUGACGGGGAUGGUGGAUAGCUUCGAAGAGCCAGAUGGCUAUGGAGUCGUGAGUUUGCGAGGGGCCGGGACAUGCAAAGCUUUCACCGCGAAGCUGAGCAACAGCACAGGGUCCCAUGUCGGAAGCUUGCAUGGCGAGAUACGCAUUUCCUCUGUUACAAGUGCAGAAUCGCAAUUGGACUUCGAGAUUUCAAACAUCAUCCCCAAGACAGAUGUGAACGCUGAGCUCAGGGAUGGCAGCCAGCUGUCUGGCCAGCUGUCUGGCUGCUGUUUGAAUGUGAAGACUAUGCGCUUGCUUUGA